CAAAUACUUUGACAGUCACACUUUGACUAUCGUCGUACCAAAAAAAUCGGCUUGUAACACACUAAUUACUAAGAAGGCCUUGUCGUGCCCAAAAUCAUUGUCGGAGCAUCAUAUCCAAGAUGAGCAUAGCUGGACACUCGGUCAGGCGAGGCUUGGGCCGAAUCUCAGCCUCAACUUCGGCCUUAUUUCUCUGUGACAUGCAAGAGAAGUUCAGGCCCAUGAUUUCCUACUUUGACGAAGUGGUCCAUAACUCGAAUCGGGUCCUACAUGCGGCUAAGACCAUGAGCAUGCCCGCACUAGUCACUGAACAAUAUCCCAAGGGAUUGGGUCGCACUGUCCCAGAGUUGGAAAUUGCCAAGUACGGCUUGAAACCAUUCGAAAAGACCUGCUUCUCCAUGGUCAUUCCGAAUUUGAUGUCGCAGUUAAGCCAAGAGCAAAACGUGACCAAGUCUGUGAUCCUGUGUGGGAUUGAGACCCAUGCUUGCAUACUUCACACGACGUUGGAUCUUUUGGAACGGGAUGUGGAGGUUCAUGUCUUGGUUGAUUGUUGCUCUUCCAGAAGCAUGACUGAUAGGAAGUACGCCUUUGAGCGACUUCGGGACAUGGGAGCUUUCUUGACCACUAGUGAGUGUGUGAUCUUGGGCUUGACCGCGGAUUCAGCCCAUCCCAAGUUCAAGGCCUUGCAAAAAUUGGUAUACAACCCCGCGCCGGACACUGGGCUGCUCAAAAUGUGACAACGUCAAAUGUAACAGGCUCUGGUUUUAUUUUUAUACAUCCAGCAAUUCAAUCGUCGUAGACUAAAUAGCUAUAUUUCUAUGCUGCAAA
Molecule: messenger RNA, 825 nt
Organism: Tigriopus californicus
Lineage: Eukaryota; Metazoa; Arthropoda; Copepoda; Harpacticoida; Harpacticidae
Product: isochorismatase domain-containing protein 2A-like
Exons: 1
Coding region: 120-734 (204 amino acids)
Cellular component (GO): cytoplasm
Source: RefSeq, a predicted model, not a curated record